AGUCUGCUGAUGGACAGUGACACGGUGGAGCUGUGGAGGAGCCUGGGGAGAAGCAUCCUUGGGAUUCGGAUCCUGAGGUGCUUAGUGGAGAAACUAAACAGAGCAGGAAACCACCGCCUGGGGACGGACUCCUCCACUUGUAAGCGGCACAACCGUCAGACGGCUGUGGAGACUCUGACGAUCACCCGUGCCAUCUCCGAGGUGGUGCUUGCCCUGAGGAGCACGGAGGAGCUCAGGCGACUGCUUCCCCACCUCCUUCCCAGCCUCCUCAGGUGGGCCAGUGAAAUGCUGGGUGGGGAGAGGCUGCUUUUGCUCAUGAGCACCUGGAGAGAACUGUUCCUCGAGUGCCACAUGCACGUGGAGAAGCCGUGCAGGGUUUUCCUUUCAGCUCUAGAGUUGGUGCUGGGCAAAUGCAUGGCGCAGAAAUGGACGCAGCUGCUCGUGAAUCGGGGAGUGUGGGCUCGCCUGGAAGACCCCCUGGCUCACCCUGGGGGGGUGCGUCUCCUGAGCAGCGUCCUGCUCCACGCUGGGCUCGUCUCCCCCUGUCUGGUGAAGAACCUCUUGCCGUGGCUGGGUUCCUGCUCAGUUAAACUGCGGGUGACAGCUACAGCUUUCUUUGCUGAGAUCUCUCGGGGCGGCAGGACGACAGGGACCUCCGAGUGAGGCAGGCACCAGAGGAAUCCCUCCGCAAUACCUGGCCCCAGCCAGCACCACGGAGUUAAUUAAAGCUCAUCAAAAGACA
Molecule: messenger RNA, 742 nt
Organism: Aquila chrysaetos chrysaetos
Lineage: Eukaryota; Metazoa; Chordata; Aves; Accipitriformes; Accipitridae
Exons: 6
Coding region: 10-663 (217 amino acids)
Cellular component (GO): cytoplasm
Source: RefSeq, a predicted model, not a curated record